This is a messenger RNA of Aspergillus mulundensis, 660 nucleotides long. RefSeq lists its product as uncharacterized. The coding region runs from base 1 to 660 and encodes 219 amino acids. The transcript has 2 exons. NCBI's taxonomy places the organism in Eukaryota, Fungi, Ascomycota, Eurotiomycetes, Eurotiales, Aspergillaceae. The record is from RefSeq and is a predicted model, not a curated record.
AUGGCAUUCCGAAUUAGGCCCUUAACAAGCGGGCUUCGAGGCCUCACAGCCCUCCCCCGCCUCUCAUCACUCCAAUCCCAAUCCCGACUCAUCUCAUCAACAACCCACCCCCAAAAACCGGCCACCCCGCAAACCCACCCCUCAUCCUCAUCCCCAACAAGCACAAACGACAUCGAAAUCGAAGUCCUAGAACGCACAAUCCUGCGCCCCGAACGCGCAGAAGGAACGUGCUCCGGCACCGACAACGCCGUCGGAAUCUCCCGCACAGCCUACGACCCAUCCACCACAACACCCGAAUCCGAAUUCGCGUGUUUCGAAUCUGAAUUCAGUCCGUCGGGCCGAACGGAUCCACUGUUCAUCAGUCCUGCAAACAGGGACUUCUCCCAGCUAUUGUCUCGAGAGUUAGACGGGCGUGCGAUCGAGGGCGAUAAGCUGGAUCGCCUGGGUAUGGGCGGGAGUGUGCGUGGGUGGGUGAAGAAGGGGAAGGAGGUUAAGGUGCGGGUUAUUGGGAAGGAUGGGAAGGGGCAUGAGGUUUGGAGACGGAUGAGGAUGGGGAUGGGGGAUGAGGGGGAUCCGUUUGAGAGGUUGCUUAGGGGGUUGAGGAGGGUGCAGAUGAGGGAUCAAGCGGAGAGAAAGGAGGGGAGUCAGAAGGAGGUUUGA